Lycium ferocissimum is the source of this 792-nucleotide messenger RNA. RefSeq lists its product as uncharacterized. Bases 1 to 792 code for a protein of 263 amino acids. The record is from RefSeq and is a predicted model, not a curated record. The transcript has a single exon. NCBI's taxonomy places the organism in Eukaryota, Viridiplantae, Streptophyta, Magnoliopsida, Solanales, Solanaceae.
AUGAUGCUGAGAUUCCGGCCUAUUGCGCCCAAGCCCGUAGCUAAUUCUUCGGGCUCGGGCUCUACACCGGAUCCUCACAAGGUAGAUGAUGUUGGCAAACGAAGAACAAAGAGAAAGUACGUUAGAGUUAAGAAAAAUAGCAAGUACAAGAAUAAAAAAGAAGAGAAAGAAAAAAGUGAUGGAUCUUUGGUUUUGGAUGACCAUCAAACUGUUGUAACGCUACAGCUACUACCAGAAAGUAGUGGAGGAGUUAAAAGCUCACCAGAUAAUAGAUCUUAUCCAAGAACCAUCAAUUUUUUGGUGCAAGAUAAUAAUAGCAAUACUUUAUCAAUCGGUGCACCGAAUCUGUCAGAUCGGACGUCGGAGAUGCGAUCUUCAAGGGUUGUGGAGUCGUGGGUGAUGGUCGAUGGUGUGUCCAAUACUUUGGUAGAUUUAUCAGCUUUAGGAAGUACGGAUAUGGAGAAGAUGAUGAGUCUGGAAGGUGACACGUGUCCAGGGUUUAUAACGGACGGUCUAGAUAGCGUGAAGUGGGUGAAUCCCGCAUAUCGGAGAAUGAUAGAUCCGAUAGAAGACGGAGGAGAGUUGCCGGAGAUGGUGGUAAGGUUAGUAGUGAAGGAGAGAAAAACUGUACCGUUAUUAUUAUUACCAGCUUUUGCAUGCACCGUGAGAGUUGUGUAUACAUGGAAUACGGUGAAGCAGACAAGGACAAUGCCUUGUGAUGUGUGGAAGAUGGACUUUGGGGGAUUUGCAUGGAGAUUUGAUGCUAACGCUGCCCUUAGCUUGGGCCGUUAA